ACGCAUCAGUGAGCCCCUAAUGUGUCUUCAAUGUUACCUGAUGCAUAUUGGCCUUAGAAGUACCCCACGAUGGGUUCAGGAGAAAUACGGAGGUACGAAUGAAAUCGUCACUGAACUUCAUCGCAGGCUCGAGAAAUGGACCGCCAGAAGCAAUAGCCUAAAGGAUCAGCGUCGACUAUUUGACCAAAUUUCAACCAUAAUCGAGCAGUUGCAAUUCAAAGGCCAGGAUCUGAACAAUCCGUGGCUUAUGAACAAAACUCUAUCGAAAUUCUCCGAGAACAUCCAGAGGAGCUUACUGAAAGAAAAGGUUUCGGUAGGACAAGACAUUUGGACUCUUCAAAGGCAGAUGGAGUGCCUCGAUGUCAUCAUCAAGCAAGAGGAAUA
This is a messenger RNA of Ostertagia ostertagi, 384 nucleotides long. The record is from the annotation of a GenBank genome assembly. Lineage: Eukaryota; Metazoa; Nematoda; Chromadorea; Rhabditida; Trichostrongylidae.